This is a messenger RNA of Hemiscyllium ocellatum (epaulette shark), 1047 nucleotides long. Its product is annotated as probable G-protein coupled receptor 21. Bases 1 to 1047 code for a protein of 348 amino acids. Gene Ontology annotation, biological process: G protein-coupled receptor signaling pathway. Lineage: Eukaryota; Metazoa; Chordata; Chondrichthyes; Orectolobiformes; Hemiscylliidae. Gene Ontology annotation, molecular function: G protein-coupled receptor activity. The record is from RefSeq and is a predicted model, not a curated record. Gene Ontology annotation, cellular component: membrane. The transcript has a single exon.
AUGAACUCUUCCUGGGAGGGAAACAAUAGCAGCCGGCCAUUCUGUCUCUUGGGAUUCAGUUACAACGAAACUGUUAACAUUUGUCUCUUGGAAGUAAUCAUCAUUGUUUUUCUCACUCUGUUAAUAAUUUCAGGUAACCUUAUUGUUAUAUUGGUAUUUCAUUUUGCACCUCUUUUGAAUCAUCAUACUACAAGUUAUUUCAUUCAGACCAUGGCAUAUGCAGAUCUUUUUGUUGGAAUCAGUUGUUUGGUUCCUUCUUUGUCCCUUUUACGAUACCCAACCGGAUCCCCCGAAUCUUUAACGUGCAAAUUUUUUGGAUAUAUUGUGUCCGUGUUGAAAAGCGUCUCGAUGACCUCUCUGGCCUGCAUCAGUGUUGAUCGAUAUAUUGCUAUUACCAAGCCACUAUCUUAUAGUCAGCUGGUCACACCGUGGAGGCUGCGUGUUUGCAUUAUAAUAAUCUGGCUGUAUUCCUUCAUUGUAUUCCUUCCUGCUUUUUUUGGCUGGGGCAAGCCAGGCUAUCAUGGAGACAUUUUUGAAUGGUGCGCUAAUUCCUGGGAAACAAAUGUUUAUUUUGCAGGAUUUAUUGUGGCUUUACUAUAUGCUCCUGCUGCUUUUGUAGUCUGUUUUACUUAUUUCAACAUAUUCAGAAUAUGUCAACACCACACUAAGGAAAUCCGAGAAAGACGUGCUCGAUUUAAUACACAAGAAGAGACAUCAGAAAAUCCAGCUAGUUCUGAGAAACGUUAUGCUAUGGUUCUUUUUCGAAUCACCAGUGUAUUUUACAUCCUUUGGCUUCCAUACAUCAUUUAUUUCCUCCUGGAAAGCUCUCGUUUUUCUAAUAGUCCAGAGAUAUCAUUUCUGACAACCUGGCUUGCCAUUAGCAACAGCUUCUGUAACUGUGUUAUUUACAGCCUCUCAAACAGCGUCUUUCGGAAGGGCCUGAAACGUGUCUCAGGUGCUGUUUGUGCUUCGUGUAUCUGGUAUGUGGAAAGCAAAAAUCCUUCAAUGCCUGGGAGUAAAAGGUCUUCCAAUGGCUGCAAUACUUAA